Oikopleura dioica is the source of this 2766-nucleotide messenger RNA. Lineage: Eukaryota; Metazoa; Chordata; Appendicularia; Copelata; Oikopleuridae. The record is from the annotation of a GenBank genome assembly.
AUGAUCAGAGUCUCCAAGAGAAAAUUUCUGGUCUCGGCAGCAUGCAACGGAACUAUUGGCAUUAGACGAGAGGAUUUUCUUCCCUAUGAGCGUCGGUCCCCACUAACCCCCGCCAAUGUCGCCUCCCUCGUCAAAGCCGGUCACGUGGUCAAGCUUGAGCCUUCCGGAAAACGAGCCUAUUCCGACGGCGAAUACGUCAAAGUCGGAGCUGAACUGGACGCGAACUUGGAAGGCUGCGAUGUGAUUUUUGGAGUGAAACAGAUUCCAAUUGAUUCGAUUGUGCCGAAUUCUACUUCUGUUUUCUUUUCCCAUACGAUCAAGGCGCAACCUGCGAAUAUGCCGCUUUUAGACACGUGCCUGAGGGACAAGGUGACACUUGUCGAUUACGAGUGCAUCGCAGAAAAUGGCGAGAGAAAGGUAGCCUUUGGACACUGGGCGGGAGUUGCUGGAGCGAUCAAUUCUAUUCAUUUUCUCGGCCAGCGUUUACUUUCCCUCGGCCACAACACGCCGCUAACAACGAUAAAUCUCGCCGGCGGCUACGUCGAUUCCACCGCAGCAAAAGAAGCCAUCUCCGCUGCUGGUCGAAAAAUCACCGAGUUUGGCCUUUCCCGAUCCAUCGAACCCCUCACUUUUGUCAUCACCGGCAGCGGGAGAGUCGCGCAAGGAGCGAUGGAGAUUCUCGAUGCUCUUGGCGUCACGUGGGUGGAUCCAAGUGAGCUGAAAACAUUGGCGAAGAAGAAAAAUAAUGAAGUUUUUGCGACUGUAGUUGAGCCGCAUCAUCAUCUGAUCCACGAAGACGAGAGCAAAAGCUUCCCGAAAAUCGGCACUGAAAACUGGGACUUUUUCCUCGAAAACAACAAGGACUACUCUUCAAAUUUCAAUACCGAAAUUGCCCCUCACAUGUCCUGCCUUAUCAACUGUCUCUUCUGGGCGCCUGGCGAUCCAAAAAUCAUGACGAAUGAAGAUCUUCAGAAUCUCGUCAAUUCGCAAAAGAAAAAUGCUGAAUUUCCUGGAGUGCCAUUUUUGCCACAGAAGUUGCAGGUGAUUUCUGAUAUCUCAGCGGACUCCAACGGAAGCUUGGAAUUCGUGGUCGAUUGCACUAGCAUGGAGGAGCCCUUCGAAAUCGUCGAUGGAACAGGUUCAUCCUCACGCGACCCAAAAGCUCCAGGUGUUGUUAUCACCUCAAUCGACUACCUCCCAGCUCUUUUGCCAAGAGAAGCUUCGGAUCAUUUUGGAAACUGUCUCUUGCCCUUUAUCGAUGAUUUAUUGAAUCUUUCGUCAGGACAGGGGGAUGUGUGCCCAGCGAUAAGGAACGCCGUGAUUUGCCAGAAUGGAGCGCUGACAACUCAGUACAGAUACAUUUCUGAUAUGAGAGCUGCUCAAACUUCUUCAAAGUCGAUCCUUGUCCUGGGCGCUGGUUAUGUUUCCGCUCCCGUUGUCGACUACCUCUCUUCCAAGGGCUACAAAGUCACGAUCGUUUCCUCCGUCGAGAACGAAGCUGCAAAAAUGAUCUCUCAAUACAAUUUCGAAAACUGCACUCCCGUCCAACUCGACUGCGUCAACGACAACGAAGGUCUUUCUUCCUUGAUUUCAGCGCACGAUCUCACGAUUUCGCUCCUUCCCUAUGUUUUCCACCCCCAUGUUUGCGAGCACGUAAUCAAGGCUGGCAAACAAAUGGUGACAGCUUCUUACUUGUCUGAUGGAAUGGCGGCGCUGGAUGAAAAGGCGAAGAAAGCGGGAAUUACAGUCAUGAACGAGGUUGGAGUCGAUCCUGGAAUUGAUCAUAUGCUCGCGAUGGAACUGUUCGAUGAAUUGAAAGAAAACGGAGAAGACGUCAAAUCGUUUGUCUCAUUCUGCGGCGGUCUCCCCGCCCCCGAAGCUUCCAACAACGUCCUUGGCUACAAAUUCUCCUGGUCCCCGCGUGGCGUCCUUCUCAACACCGUCUCCGGCGCCAAGUGGCUCCACAACGGCGACGUCGACGAAAUCCUCCCCGGCGGCGACAUCAUCAACCGACCCUACACCUUCAGCGGCGACGUCAAAGAAGUUCCCUUCAGCACAUGGAACGGUUACUCCCUCGAGGGCCUGCCCAACCGAGACUCGACCAAAUACACCGUUCCCUACGAGAUCCCAAAGUGCGAAACACUCCUUCGCGGAACAUUCCGAUACGCAGGCUAUUGCGAAGUCCUCCGAGAUCUUCAAGCGGUUAAUUUGAUCAACGAAGCUCCAAGUCCGAAUCUAUACGAUGCUGACAACUGGCUUGAGUUUAUGGCUCUGCACUUAGGGCUGGACAAAAAUGCUAGUGCGAUGAAAGUAAUGGCGAAGGCGUCAGAGCUAAAGAAUGGCCUCGGUCAGGGAGUUAAUACGAAUAAAUUAGCGAAACUCGGCAUUUUUACCAAAACAAACAAGCUGGAGAAUCGAAACUCGCCUUUGGACGCUCUGGCUGUUCUUCUCAAUCGGGAUAUGCAAUACGGAGAGUCGGAAAAAGACGCGAUCAUUAUGCGCCACGAAGUAAAAACUCAUCAGAACCCGAUGACCAUACACGGCGUCGACUUCAUCUACUACGGCAAUCAAGGCAAAAACGACGGAAAAGAAUAUUCCGCCAUGGCCCAGACUGUUGGAUACCCCGCUGCGAUCUCCGCUCACUUGAUAAUGGAAGGUGUAAUCAACAAGCCAGGAAUGCUCACUCCUGUGACGAAGGACAUCUACGUGCCGAUCCUCGACGAGUUGAAGAAACUUGGAAUUGUUGCCAACCGAACUUUGAAUUGA